This is a messenger RNA of Lampris incognitus (smalleye Pacific opah), 921 nucleotides long. Its product is annotated as mannose-P-dolichol utilization defect 1 protein-like. The transcript has 7 exons. The coding region runs from base 84 to 842 and encodes 252 amino acids. Gene Ontology annotation, biological process: oligosaccharide biosynthetic process. The record is from RefSeq and is a predicted model, not a curated record. Lineage: Eukaryota; Metazoa; Chordata; Actinopteri; Lampriformes; Lampridae.
CCCCCACCCCCCCAACCCCCACCACCACCCCCACCACCUUCUGUCGAAGGAGAAGCAGUCCGUGCAGCCGCCGAUCACUCACGAUGGCCGCGUCGGAGAUGGGUGUGCAGGGCCCGCUCAAAGACUUCAUCCUCACUUUUGUGAUGCCGGAAAAGUGCUACGACCACUUCUUCGUCCACUUUAACUUUGCGCACGUGCCCUGCCUCAUGCUCGUGCUGAACAGCUCUGUGGGACUGUGGGUCAUGCUGGGCACCAUGAUGGCUCAGCUGCCGCAGGUCUAUCGCAUACUGAGCUGCAGGCGUGCAGAGGGCCUGAGUCUGCCGUCGGUCCUGCUGCUGCUCUACGCCCACUCGGCUCCGGUGGUCUACUGCGUGGUGAACAGCUUCCCCCUCAGUGCGUGGGGGGACAGGCUGUUCAUGCUGAAGCAGAGUGCCCUGACCAGCUUCCUCAUCCUCCAUUACCGUGGACACACCCUCCAAGGUCUGUUGCUCCUCUUGACCUACAGUGGUGUAAUGUUCCUCCUGUGCUCCUAUGGAUGGACAGCAGCCAAUUCAAAAAUGGAGGCUUUCAGCAUGGCACUUGUGAUCGCAAGCAAGGUGAUCCAGGCUCGUACGACCUACUCCAUUGGUCACAAGGGCCAGCUCUCCAGUCUCUCUGUGUUUCUGGUGUGGCUUGGCUCCUGGGCUCUCACGUUUGUCUCGGUACAGGAGACAGGACUGUCGCUCUAUACUAUGGUCCACAUGCUGUCUGCCUUUGUCAGCUGUGUCCAGCUGGCCCAAGUCCUGUGGUACAGAAACACCAGCAGCAGCACCAGCAGCACUACCAGAGACAAGCAGGACUAGUGGUAGACUAGUAUGGAAGGACAUAGUACAGUUAACUUACUUCAAGUAUCAAAGCAAAUUGAAAAAUAAAAAUGUAGUU